GACAACAAAGGAAAGAGUCUGCUGUCUUGGAACCAUAUUGCCUAUGAUUACCACCCUCCCGCUGACAAGCUGUUUGUGGGCAGUCGAGUGGUGGCCAAAUACAAAGAUGGAAAUCAGGUCUGGCUUUAUGCUGGCAUUGUAGCUGAGACCCCUAACGUCAAGAACAAGCUCAGAAAUGACAUCAGAUGUGCCACCACUUGGUCCCGCCAUUGCUUCUGGAAACCCUGGACCUGGGAUUCAAGGUGGAGGAGCUGUUGUACAGAGGGCUGUUAAGCGAAGAUCAGGGCUGGAUUUUGAUGAUGAAGGAGAAGUGAACAGUAAAUUUUUGAGAUGUGAUGAAGAACAGAUGUGCAAUGACAAAGAGCGGUUUGCCAGGUCGGAUGAUGAGCAGAGCUCUGCGGAUAAAGAGAGACUUGCCAGGGAAAAUCAUAGCGAAAUAGAAAGGCGGCGUCGGAACAAGAUGACAGCUUACAUCACAGAACUGUCAGACAUGGUACCUACCUGUAGUGCCCUGGCUCGAAAACCAGACAAGCUAACCAUCUUACGCAUGGCCGUUUCUCACAUGAAGUCCUUGAGGGGAACUGGCAACACAUCUACUGAUGGCUCCUACAAGCCAUCUUUCCUCACUGAUCAGGAACUGAAGCAUUUGAUCUUGGAGGCAGCAGAUGGCUUUCUGUUCAUUGUCUCCUGUGAGACUGGCCGGGUGGUGUAUGUCUCUGACUCAGUGACUCCUGUUUUGAACCAGCCACAGUCUGAAUGGUUUGGGAGCACACUCUAUGAUCAGGUGCACCCAGAUGAUGUGGAUAAACUUCGAGAGCAGCUCUCUACUUCAGAAAAUGCCCUAACAGGGCGGAUCCUGGAUCUGAAGACUGGAACAGUGAAAAAGGAAGGUCAGCAGUCUUCCAUGAGGAUGUGUAUGGGCUCAAGAAGAUCCUUCAUUUGCCGAAUGAGGUGUGGCACUAGCUCUGUGGACCCUGUUUCCAUGAAUAGACUGAGCUUUUUGAGGAACAGAUGCAGGAAUGGACUUGGCUCUGUGAAGGAAGGAGAACCUCACUUUGUGGUAGUCCACUGCACAGGCUACAUCAAGGCCUGGCCUCCAGCAGGUGUCUCCCUCCCAGAUGAUGACCCAGAGGCUGGCCAGGGGAGCAAAUUCUGCCUAGUGGCCAUUGGCAGGCUGCAGGUAACUAGUUCUCCCAACUGUACAGACAUGAGUAACAUUUGUCAGCCAGCAGAAUUCAUCUCCCGACACAACAUUGAAGGGAUAUUCACUUUUGUAGAUCAUCGUUGUGUGGCUACUGUUGGCUACCAGCCACAGGAGCUCUUAGGAAAGAAUAUUGUAGAAUUUUGUCAUCCUGAAGACCAACAACUUCUAAGAGACAGCUUUCAGCAGGUGGUGAAAUUAAAAGGCCAGGUGCUGUCUGUCAUGUUCCGAUUCCGAUCUAAGAACCGAGAAUGGCUGUGGAUGAGAACGAGCUCCUUUACUUUCCAAAACCCUUAUUCAGAUGAAAUUGAGUAUAUUAUCUGCACCAACACCAAUGUGAAGAACUCCAGCCAGGAACCACGGCCUACACUGUCUAACACAAUCCAGAGGUCACAGCUAGGUCCGACAGCCAAUUUACCCCUAGAGAUGGGUACAGGGCAGCUGGUAUCCAGGCAGCAGCAGCAAACAGAAUUGGAUAUGGUGCCAGGAAGAGAUGGGCUGGCGAGCUAUAAUCAUUCCCAGCCUGUGGCAACUGCAGGAUCAGAACACAGUAAGCCCCUUGAGAAGUCAGAAGGUCUCUUUGCUCAGGACAGAGAUCCAAGGUUUCCAGAAAUCUAUCCCAACAUCAGUGCAGAUCAGAGUAAAGGCAUCUCCUCCAGCACUGUCCCUGCCACCCAACAGCUAUUCUCCCAGGGCAACUCAUUCCCUCCUAACCCCCGGCCGGCAGAAAAUUUCAGGAGUAGUGGUCUUACCCCUCCUGUAACCAUUGUCCAGCCAUCAUCAUCUGCAGGGCAGAUACUGGCCCAGAUUUCUCGGCACUCCAACCCUACCCAGGGAUCAGCACCAACUUGGACCUCUAGCUCCCGCCCCAGCUUCUCUGCCCAGCAGGUGCCCACCCAGGCUACAGCCAAGACUCGUUCUUCCCAAUUUGGUGUGAACAACUUUCAGACACCUUCCUCCUUCAGUGCUAUGUCUCUUCCGAGCGCUCCCACUGCCUCACCCGGCACUGCUGCCUACCCUACUCUGCCCAACCGUGGAUCCAACUUUCCUCCUGAGACUGGGCAGACACCAGGACAGUUCCAGACUCGGACAGCAGAGGGUGUGGGUGUCUGGCCACAGUGGCAGGGCCAACAGCCCCAUCAUCGGUCUAGUUCCAAUGAGCAGCAUGUUCAGCAGACGGCAGCACAAGCACCUAGCCAGCCUGAAGUCUUUCAAGAAAUGCUGUCCAUGCUGGGAGACCAGAGCAACAGCUACAACAAUGAAGAGUUUCCUGAUCUAACUAUGUUUCCCCCCUUUUCCGAAUAGAACUAUUGGGGUGAGGAUAAGGGUGGGGGAAGUCACUGUUUGUUUUUAAAAGCAAAUCUUUUGUAAACAGAAUAAAAGUUCCUCUCCCUUCCCUCACCCCUGAUAUGUACCCCCUUCACCCCUUGACUCUCGAAGUAACGUUAUAGAAGAAAUUAAUUACCCAGGCUUUUAGGAUCCUCUGAAAUUUUGAGGAUAGUUGAGGUUAGAAUUCCUGUCCUUAUAUCUUUUGACCAGAAGUUGCACAGAAAUGAUUUGUACUGGAGUCAAGGUGCAGAAUAGAAGAAUCUGACAGCCACUAAUUGGAUAUUGUGGCUUGUUUGGAUAGAAAUUCUGAAUAGAGUGGAGGAGAAGAGAAAUACCCUCAUAACUGAGGAUCAUGGAAUGGUAGGGUGUGAGGGUGUGUGUGGAGCCUUAGGAAGUGAGCAGUCUCCAGAAAGAGACCUGAAAGAGCAUGAACGUGAGAGUGUGUGUGUGUGUGUGUGUGUGUGUGUGUGUGUGUGUGUGAGAGAGAGAGAGAGAGAGAGAACAUUUAAGCUCUUUAUCCCUAUUAGAGAGUAUAUGCAAAAUUUGUCCCAGAUUUUUUUUUUUUUUUUGUCUUUCUGCUUGCUCUUCAAAGUAUCCUAAGAAAAUUAAUUUUUCCAGGUAUUUUUCUAUUUAGUGUUGCGGCCAAAGAGUAUUUAAAUUAAGUCUUUGCUGCACUUAAAUCCAUAUCCAGCCAAAAUGGAACUGUAAGCCAACACCCAGCUUUCUGUUGAUAGGGUUGGUCUAACACAGACACAUCCAGGGAUUACGCUGGAUUACUCCUGCUCUUUGGUGCUUUCAACUUAUUGGGAAGAUCUGCAGAUAUUACCAAAAUAGGCUGGCUGUAUAAACACUGUCAGAAAUCCCAGACUUGCCCAUAAGGAUAAUGCUGCAUUUUUCUGACAGAGUCACAUGUUCUGGAGAGGUUAUUUCUGCAUGGAAACUCAACUUCUUGGAUUAGCUAUAUUGAGUGGAAGUCCUGACUAAUGAGUGUGUAAACCAAAUAGAAAGCCCUCUUGCACAGUAGCCUCUCCUUCCUGUCACCAAAACAACUUUAGGUCUUCUGAAGUUCAGUGUUCUUUGUUCCUUCUCCAAUCUUGAAAUUGGGUUUUGCUUUAGAGCACAAAUGUGUUAGGUGGACUUCAAUCCCAGCUGGGGCACUUGAUACUUAUAGCCAUAGAAAUGCAGAUGCAGGUUACUGCUUUCCCCCUUUCCGUCCUCAGGUGAGUCUCCUAGAUCAGUAGCCUUUUUUUUUUUUUCUUAAACUGGCUCCUGUCAAAGAUUAAAUUAAUAUGGAAGAGAUCUAUUAUGUGUAUUGAUGGAGGAUGAAGAGUCCAGGUGGAGAGGCUCAUGGAGAGACUGAGGGAAUGUUACUAAGUUUCCCUCUGUUUGUCUCCAGUCUGGUGCCAGGCAAUGAGGUGAAAAGGAGGCUAUUUUUUUAUUCGAUGUGCACACAUACAGUAUACAUAUAUAUUUAUAUCACAUUUUACUGAACCAAAAAGUUGGGUUUCCAAUGAAAUACUUGUUUUUUAAUAAUCAACUUGUUUUUAAAUGUGAUCUGAACUAUAAUGUACAGUUAUUACAGGGCUUUUGGAGAAGGGUGGGGAGGGAGAAGCUUCUCUGAGGGGUUUGUUCUGCUUUUCCUUCAGGGUUUUAUUUUUGAUUGUUUUUUCUUGUUGGCCAUCUGUGCUAAGCCUUAACAGUGGCAAAAAUGACAUGUAGCAAAGAUUUUAAAACAAAGUAUUUUUUCUUUUAUAAA
Messenger RNA from Grammomys surdaster, 4286 nucleotides. It is a transcript of the gene Arnt, whose product is annotated as aryl hydrocarbon receptor nuclear translocator. Bases 176 to 2506 code for a protein of 776 amino acids. The record is from RefSeq and is a predicted model, not a curated record. Gene Ontology annotation, biological process: regulation of transcription by RNA polymerase II. NCBI's taxonomy places the organism in Eukaryota, Metazoa, Chordata, Mammalia, Rodentia, Muridae. The transcript is spliced from 22 exons. Gene Ontology annotation, molecular function: DNA-binding transcription factor activity, RNA polymerase II-specific; protein dimerization activity; RNA polymerase II cis-regulatory region sequence-specific DNA binding. Gene Ontology annotation, cellular component: nucleus; transcription regulator complex; aryl hydrocarbon receptor complex.